CGUGAGCAGGACUGAUGGAGGCAGAGCAAAGGGGCGUGUGAGACUGCAGUUGCAUCCUUCUUCUUGCAUCCCUCCAUUCGACGCGUGCGGAGCGACGGCACAGCUGCUUCCUCUACCUCCUGCGCUCCAAACGCUGAAUCCGGCAUGUUCUGCUUCUGCCUGCAGAGCUCGCUGUUGAAGCUCCAGGCUCUGGAAGGAGAUUCCAGCCCAUCUUCAGAACCCUCUCCCGAAGACAGUCCACCCAUCCUGGGAUUCAAAGAGGAGAUCCAGGCUCCGUCAUGCAAUGGCGUGGAAGAAGAAAACAGCCCACUAGACUACAGGCUGGCAGAGGGUGACUGUAGCAGUGAUGUUCAGCAGAGCCCGGGGCCCAGUCGACUCAUCCAGCACAUCACAGAUGACAACAGCCCCCUGCUCUCCCCGCGCUGCUCCAGCCUCAGCCAGAGCCAACGCUUCAACACAGACCCAGAGUCUGCCCCGUCUCCACCCUGCGCACAGCAUCUCUUUAUGGCUCGUGAGGUUGUUAGAACGGAGGUUUCUGGAGACGCUAAAGAAGUCGCUUCUAUUCCCCUUCUCACCAAACACAUCCAGACACUCAAAAGGAAAAUAAGGAAAUUUGAGGAGCACUUUGAACAGGAAAUGAACUAUAAGCCUUCACAUAAUGAUAAAUCAGCCAAUCCAGAGAUUUUCAAGCUCAUGAGCGAACUUGCCAGAUCUCGCAAACAACUCAAAGCUUUAAAGCUGAGACAGUCAUUUGAGCAAUCCCAAAGACAAGACGGUAUUGAGUCCACAGAGAUCUGCAGGUACACGAACAGCCAGCAGGAGGCGCCAGAGCAGCAGACUCAGCAGCACAAACCCUCUCUAGAGGAAACUGUGGACUCGCUCCUCAGACGGCUGCGGGAGAAACGGCAGACCCUCGGCCUCCCAGACAACAUGAAGGAGAUGACCCAGAGACAAAUGGCCCUGGAGAAAAUCACUCUGCAGAAAUGUCUGCUGUAUUUUGAGAGCUUGCACGGUCGUCCCGGCACCAAACAAGAGAGAAACCUGGUGAAACCUCUCUACGACAGAUACCAGAUGGUAAAACAAAUCCUGUGUGCCACUCCCACCAUCACAACCAUAGAAGAAGAAGAAGGGUCAGAUGAAGACUCUGUUCGGUACACACCUCCCCCCAUGUGUCUCACAGAAAGGAGAGGCUGUGGGGAGGAGGAGGGAGACAGUGAUCCAGCGUUUGUGUCCCCGCUGGACGAGAUCAAGACAGUGAGACAGUCAGCCAUUACCAUGUCCAGCCUUCACGAGGCCUCCAGGUCUGAGUUGCUGGAGUGUUUGAGGGAGACUCGAGCAGAGAAAAAGAGACGACGUAAAGCCAUCAGAGAGUUUGAAGAGCAAUUCUUGAGACAGAUGGGAAGAACGGCACAAAAAGAUGAUCGAAUCCCUAUGGCUGAGGAGUACCAGGAGUACAAAAGUCUCAAAGCCAAAUUACGCUUACUGGAAGUGUUGCUCAGCAAACAGGAAACCACAAAGACUAUUUGAGUCAAUGAGAUUUGUUCUGCCUUUCAGUAUUCACCCAAUGUUUGGACCAAAUAGACUUUUUACAUUUGACAUAUUUGUGCCAUAAAGAUGCUAAAAUGCACUUUAUUAUUAUUUCUGUGUUGAAUUGACCACACUGGAAGUACUAGACUCAAGGCUGGGCAAGGCCUUUUUUGGUGGCUACUGUAACAUAAACGCAGUGUGCAAUCUCUGUGCUGUGUACAGAGUGAGAUGGAUCUAUACAAAUUUCAUAUUUCAGUGGGUGAAAAGGAAAUAUAGAGUAUUCAUCUAUGAUUAAGGAAUAUGGCACUUUAUUUUUGGAGGAGAUUUUUUUAACCAAAGUCUAAAUCAUAUGCAAUUUUCAAAUUUUCCUGCUCUUAUUUGAAGGUAGUUUAUGAUUCUAAUUAGGAACAUGGUGACAGUAUGCACACUAAUGAGGAUCCAUGAUUCUCUGGGGCUAGGAGCUAUGGCAAAACAACCCAGAGCACUUAAAAUAAUAAUUUUAUGCAAAUUUCAGUGAUUUCCCUCGCAUAGACAUGCAGAGACCAAUCAUAAUUUUAUGCAUUGUAUGAACUAACACAAGUAAUUGUGUUUAUUUCUCAUAUAUUUGUCUCUAGUAUGAAAAAGAAAAUUGAUAUUUUAUAACUGGAGCAUGAAAUGAGAAGUACGAAAUGUUCUCCCCGAAAAUUUUCUGGAUAGUAAAGGUAGAAAGAAAGCCAAGGACUGUAUUUUAAAAGAUAUCACUAGUAAAUCUACUCAGUUUAAAAUUGUGUUAAAGUAAGGAACAUGGCCAUCACAGAGCACAGUUUUCCUCCUAUACAUGAAAAAUAAGUCAUGAUAUUUUAAGUCAGUGGUUAAAAUGACUAUUGAACACUGUCAAAUCACAUUUUAAGCUAAAAACAAUACUGAAGCCCAAAGCAGAAGAUAUGUUCAUAAGAAGCAGAUGAGUGCUUGAAGUGCAAUUCUGCUCAAGUAGCUACUCAAAAUGAAACAAUCAACAUCUUUCUUUCUCCGACGGCUCUACUGCAAUGAACUAUAACAAUCUUUGUGUUGUGUCUUUGCAUGCCAACCAGCGUAAACUGUUGAACUGUGCUACAAUCAGGUGUGGUUAUUCUGUGUCAUGUUAUCUUUGUCCCAGACUUUAUUUGCUAUACACAUCCACAAUGACAAAUGUAUCUUUUGAAUGUUAGCUAUAGUGCACGUAAAUUCUACUUUGGUUUAUAAAGUAAAUAUAUAAUCUCUAUAUAUUUACUUUACCGUGAACCUAUUCUUUCCCAUCGCCAAAGUCUUCUGUAUUGUGCACUUCUGGUUCUGUCCAUUUUCUAUUCACCAGUUAAAAAAUAAAUAUUUUGUCUAUC
This is a messenger RNA of Myxocyprinus asiaticus (Chinese sucker), 2882 nucleotides long. Its product is annotated as protein FAM13C-like. The coding region runs from base 145 to 1527 and encodes 460 amino acids. The transcript is spliced from 10 exons. Lineage: Eukaryota; Metazoa; Chordata; Actinopteri; Cypriniformes; Catostomidae. The record is from RefSeq and is a predicted model, not a curated record.